This is a messenger RNA of Gasterosteus aculeatus aculeatus (three-spined stickleback), 1149 nucleotides long. Lineage: Eukaryota; Metazoa; Chordata; Actinopteri; Perciformes; Gasterosteidae. The record is from RefSeq and is a predicted model, not a curated record.
CCGGCUUGUUUCCGACUGUUUCCGGUCUGUGUCGGCUGAGAGUUCCGGGAGUUUCACUGUUUAGUUAAUUCAAGUUUAUUGAAACUUAUUACAACACAACAGUAUCGGGGAUGAACGCGCUGCUUCGGCGGGUCACAACUGGAACCGGAACCGGAACCUGGCGAUGUUUCCACGGGACUCCCUUGAUGACCUUUGACCUGAGGAAGGUGGAGCUGACCCCUCUGGAGCAGCGUAAACUGACCUUCGACUCUCACGUGAUGGUGACGGAGCUGCAGAGCAGCGGUUUUGAAAGGCGUCAGGCGGAGCUGGUCGUCUCUGCUCUCGUUACCUUGACAACGGCCAACAUGGACGUCGUCUACAAGGACAUGGUGACCAAAGCCCAUCAGGUGGAGGAGAUCACAGUGCAGCAGAUUAUGGCUCAUCUGGACUCCAUCAGGAAGGACAUGGUGAUCCUGGAGAAGAGCGACUUCGCCAACCUGCGAUCCGAGAACACGAAAAUGAAGCGAGAGUUGGAGCAGAUUCACAACCGUCUGAAGGAGGAAAGUCAGAAAGUUCGAGCAGAAACCAAACUGGACAUAAACCUGCAGAGCAGCAGGAUGAGUGACGUGUUUAUCGAACAGGAGAAGAAGCUGAUGGAGGCGGGCUCAGAGUUCCAUCACAAGAAAGCCGACCUGCAGAACGACAACAUGGAGAUCAACAGGAACAUCGACCUGCAGGUGGCGUCGCUGAGGACGGAGCUGGAAUCCCUGAAGCUGGAGACCAUCCGCUACCUGGCAGCCACGGUGUUCUCCUGCCUCGCCAUCGCUCUCGGGGUUUAUCGCCUGUGGAGGUGAAGCAGCUGGGACUUUAGUCUUCCUCCCACACAACGUAGUACUCGGUUAAGGGAAAGUACGCACAAUAAUUAGUGUACUUGUACCAAAGUACAUUGACUCAAUACAGGAUUUUGAAUAGAAUAUGUAGUAUGCAAUAAAUACAAGUACCUCAACACUGUUCUCUCUCACCUGUAUGUAAGUGUGCGUGUUACUUAUUAUGGUACACAAACCUCAGAGGUACUUUAUGGGAAGUAGAACUAAUAAAGCGCUUUUAAUUUGAUUUGUUGAAUGUAAAAACAAUCGUUUUGUGACGUUUAAAGUAAAAAGAUGAACAACA